CGUCAGAGCUGAGGCAGGCAGGGAGAAGCACUGCUCCGAAUAGUGACGGUGAUCAAGAGACGACACACUCAGCCGCUGUUGUAAAAUGCAAGAAGGAGGACCAAGUGUCAGGCGCCACCGCUCGCCUUCUCUUUCAUCUCUCACUCUAUCGCUCUCCUGCUCUGCUCUGGUUGUCUCUAUCUGCAGCCCUCUGGCUGGCUUCUCUCUCUCUCGCUCGUUGGCUGGGGCUUGGCUGGCCGAGCAGCGAAGUGUAUUGACACAGUGGACUACCUGCUGCCUGGGGACUGCGUGCGCUGUGAGUACUCUAUGAAUACGCGGAGCUCCACGUUGUUGUUUUGGCUGCCAGUGAAUGGCCUUGUCCCUCGGAGGAACAACUUGGAAGGUGAGCGUCAGGAACCGGGAGUAUUUUCUGGAAGAGGAACAGACAGGAGGAAUGGAUGCUUGAGAAAAGACCGAGAUUGAGCCAGCUUCUCCUCAAUGUGCAGCUUCUCCUCAAUGAAAAAUGUGUGAAUAAGCGACAGUUUUUCAGAAAAGGAGAAAACCAAGUGACACUCUCGGACAGAGGGAAGUAUAUAUUUUUGGAUGAAUAUUCCAUUUUGUGGACAUAAGGAAAGAUAGAGAAACACAGUCUUCAGUGAUUCUGUUAAUGUCUGAACAGUCUUUUUCUCUCUUUUUAUCUCUCUGUUUCUUUGUUUAUUUUUCUCCAGUUAGUGUCGGCUGUGGCUUGUCACUUCUGUAGUAUAGCCGGUCUCUGGUGGAACAGCGCUAAGGAGAAGGCGACUUGCGCUAAGGGACAGAGAAGGGGCACGUAAAUAGUUUCCCUCCCAACUUCCCGCCACUCUACAUUUUUUUCUGACCUGCUUUCUCCGGACCCCAGGGGUGGCCCCCAAAUGCGAGUGGCAAGGGAGCCAUAUUGUUUUGAAACAAGGAGAGGGGGUAGUGGAAAAAAAUAUCCCCCUUCACACUCCUGAGAGCAUAUGGUUUAGCGAGUGGUGGCCAGCUGCUUACUAGCCACCCGCUAAUUACGCUAGCGUGACAACAGGGGCAGCUCUGUGCUCGGAGGAGACAGUCGUGUUACUGCUGGCUUUAUUUUGGUGCUGACUGGAGCUAUAUGGAACAAUAAGCUUGCGGGCACAAAGAAUACAAAGAAGCAGUUGUUCUUGUUUUACUUGUAGCGUUUUGUAAGGAAAAGAAAAGGAGGCUGCUAAUGAAUGUCUUUACAGCUUCAGAGCUGCCGGAGCUCUAGCCCCAAGGCUCCCAGUUUAUCAGCCACAGGAGGCUGAAGGAAGAUGCUCCCCGCCAAGUCACCAGGGGCUACUCUUGACGAAUGCUGUGGCAGCGCAGGGGUGCCUGGUUCAUUUUGUCUUGAGGGCUGCCGGGAGACCAGUGGGAAGUGGAAUUGUUCACCAAGGCGGUGAAGAGAUCAAGGAGGCUCCUUACUGUGGAAUUACUUUACUUUAAUUACGUUAACUUUCAGGUGCACCUACGUGUGGUUGGUUCACACAUACACUUUCAUACUGUAUGUUUACUCACUCCCCACACAUACAAUCUGUCGUGGUCCCCUUCCAGUGCUUGGAUUAAAAUGGAGGUAGUGUGGGCAGGUGGGGGGCUGUAGGAGCGGAGGCCCACACCCGUCUGUCCUCUUCCCACAAAUGGAUGUUAUUAGUUUCCAAAAUUAGUUGCCUGGAAACCUCUAAAAGCUUCUGGCCGUGUCUUUCUGAAAGCAACUGCAACUCCCUCCCCACGGUGGAACACAGCUUGAGUCAGAGCUGAAUCUACCAGCCAUUACCCAGCCUAUCAUUCUCUCCUCCUCUUGCCUCGUUUCGCGUGUCAUCUUUAUUCCGUGGUUCUUCAUCUCCCACCCCGUUACCCGCACCUCCCCGUCGGGGACGGACUCUGGAAGUGGAGUAUGACCAGCUGCCAUUACCCCACUCCGCCCCCGGAGCGGGACCGGAUGUACCAACACAAGGUGUCCCUGGUGGUGCGCUACUUUAUGAUCCCCUGUAACAUAUGUCUCAUCCUGCUGGCCACCUCCACGCUGGGCUUCGCCGUGCUGCUCUUCCUCAACAACUACAAACCUGUUCACUUCACACCAGCCCAGCCUCCUGACGAUUGCAGAGGAAUGCUAUGCGGCUUCGGGUCAGUGUGUGAACGUGACGCGGCUGACCCCUCCAAGACAGAGUGCGUCUGCAAGAAGAUGGUGUGUCCGUCGGUUGUGGCGCCUGUGUGUGGCUCGGACUCCUCGACCUACUCCAAUGAGUGUGAGCUGGAGAAGGCCCAGUGCAACACGCAGCGGCGCAUCAAGGUGCUGCGCAAAGGACCCUGCGCCCUGGAGGACCCGUGCAGUGAGGUGACCUGCAGCUACGGCAGCACCUGCAUCCAGUCAUCGGACUCCUUGUCGGCCAAGUGCAUGUGCCCGCUGAGCUGCGACGGUAAGCCCGAGCAGGUGGUGUGUGGCAGUGACGGCCAAGACUACCGCAACGAGUGCGAGCUCUACAAGCAAGCCUGCCACACCCAGAAGAACUUCCGCCUGCAGCACCAGGGAUACUGCAACCCCUGCAAAGACAGCGAGAACAGUCUGAAUGUGGCGUGCCGGGUGGAGCCACGUACCCGCCAGCCCCUGACCUUUGCCCCCCCGGAGUCCUGCCCACCUGUCAAUGAGCCACUGUGCGCCAGUGACAGCCAGACGUACGAGAGCGAGUGCCAUAUGACGAGGACGGGCAUGCAGAAGGGCAUUGAACUCAGGAAGAUCCACCCGGGCAGCUGUAAGAAACAAGAGAUGUGCAAGGUGGAGUGCAAGUUCAAUGGCGUGUGCCAGGUGGAACGUCUAGGCGUGCGCUGCUCCUGCGAGCCUAUCCAGUGCGACGGGACCUACAAGCCGCUGUGCGGCAAAGACGGACGCAGCUACGUCAACGACUGUGAGCGGCGACGCGCCGAGUGCCUGGCUAAAGCCCACAUCCCCGUCAAGCAGCAAGGCCCGUGUGAUCUCCACGCGCCCAGCCCGUGCCUGGCAAAGGCCUGCGAGUUUGGCGCUGUGUGUGUGGUGAAGAACGACAAGCCCGUAUGUGAGUGCCCCGAAGCCUGCCUCCAGACACCCGACCCAGUGUGCGGCAGUGAUGGCCACAGCUACGGCAGCCAUUGUGAGAUGAGGGCCACGGGCUGCGCCCUGCAGAGGGAGAUCCACAUCCAGCACCGAGGACCCUGCGACGAGACGUGUGCCAACUGUUCAUUCGGGGCGAUCUGCGACGGGCAGUCGGGCAGCUGUGUGUGCCCACAAGAGUGCGUGGAGUCCCACCAACCGGUGUGCGGCAGCGACGGCUCCACCUAUGACAGCGAGUGUGAGCUCCACGUGCGCGCCUGUACCAAGCAGCUUGACCUGCGUGUGCUCGCCCAGGGAGAAUGCAAGACCUGUGGCAGCGCUGUGUGUGCCUGGGGGGCCCAAUGCAUCCAGAACAAGUGCGAGUGCACGCAGUGCCAGGGCCAGGCUUUCUCGCCUGUGUGUGGCAGCGACGGCAUGACCUAUGACAACACUUGCGAGCUGGGCUUGGCAUCCUGCGUCCUCAAGAAGAAGAUCGAGGUGGCCAAGCUCAGCAGCUGCGAAGAAGAGUGUGGUUCAGGAGGGUCGGCCUCAGGUGUUGAGAGCUGCGAACAGGAUAGGUGUCGUACGUUUGGAGGCUCGUGGGACGAGGACACAGAGGAUGACCGCUGUGUCUGUGACUUCGACUGCAAUCGCGUGCCUCGCAACCUGGUGUGUGGCUCAGAUGGGAAGACCUACAGCAACGAGUGUGAGAUGAAGAAGGCCAGUUGUGAAAGGCAAAGGCAUCUGCUGAUCCAGAAUCACGGACCCUGCACAGCGAUAUCAGCCACCUCUCCACCGGAGCGGACAGCGCCACAACGCUGCAUUCAGUCAGUCUACGGCUGUUGCCGCGACAACAAGACGGCGGCCCUUGGUGUGGGACUCGCUGGAUGCACCAGUACGUGUCAGUGUAACCCGUAUGGCUCCUACAAGGGGACGUGUGACCCGGGCAGCGGCCAGUGCUCCUGUAAGCCCGGCGUCGGGGGACAGAAGUGCGACCGCUGUGACCCAGGCUUCUGGAACUUCCGUGGCAUUGUCACAGAGAACUUGAGCGGCUGCACACCGUGUAACUGCGACGCAGUGGGCUCGGUGAGGGACGACUGCGAGCAGAUGUCAGGCCUGUGCUCCUGCAAGACUGGAGUGAAGGGCAUGAAAUGCAAUGUGUGCCCCGACGGCAGUAAGAUGGGCAGGAGCGGCUGCGACACAGGUGCUGAUGCCCCAACCUCAUGUAAUGAGCUGGACUGCAAGUUUGGUGCGUCUUGUGUUGAGGUCAAUGGUCAAGCCCACUGUGAAUGCCCCUCGCCCGACUGUGACGAGAUGAACAAGACCAAGGUGUGUGGCUCUGAUGGGGUGACCUACGCUGACCAGUGCCAGCUGAGCACCAUUGCCUGUAGGCGGGACAAGCACAUCAGAGUGGAACACUUUGGCCAGUGUGCAGAAAGCAUCACCGAGCCUGCCAGCCGACCCACCCCUUACCCCCCCACCCCCCGCGCAAAAGCCACCACCCCCUCCCACGUCAGGCUUACGUCGCCGCGCCAUGGCACAUCAUACUCUCCCUGGGACGAUGAUGAAACCGAGGCGCCACUAGCCUCAUUCGUGGAGGCCCUGCCGCCACCCAUGUCCACUGAGAGACCGCUCACCACCAACCACCCCGUCAUCACCCCCCACCACCCACCUCACUCCACCACCCCUCGCCUACCCAGCCACACCAGCCCUGGCUCCUCCCCUACAGCCUUCGAGGACUCAGGGAGCGGUGAGCCCAGCGGAGACGACCAGGUGGAGGAGGUGGAAGAGGGUAGCGGCGUCGGAGUCCUGGAGGCGAGCGGAGAGGAGCCAGUUGACCCCACAGCCGCGGCCACCACCAUCCCCACAGCGGAGGAUCGCUCGUCGUGUGACAACACACCCUUCGGCUGUUGUCCUGAUGGCAAGACGGCUUCCAGCAGCCCUGAGGGAGCCAAAUGCCCCUCCACCAUGCGGUUCAGCGGCUUCCUGCACUUGGACCAGGUGGAGGGCCAGGAGGUCUUCUACACCCCUGAGAUGGAGGAUCCCAAGUCUGAGCUGUUUGGCGAGACGGCCAGGAGCAUCGAGAGUGCUCUGAACGAGUUGUUCUGUAAAUCAGAGGUGCAGAAGGACUUUAUGAGUGUCCAAGUCCGCAGCCUGGCGCCCAGCAACUCCAUCCUGGCCUUCAUCGAGGCCCACUUCAACCCAGAGACCAGGUUCACGGUGCAGGACAUUGAAGGAGCCCUGCUCAAGCAGCUGAAGGCAGCCAAGGAGACAGCCAUUGUGGUGAAGAAGCCAGAGGAGGAGAAUAUUCGCUUCAACAACUAUGGCCUGUUCUCCCUCCCCUACUUCACCACCAGUACCACAGCUACCGCCACCACCCCCACUGCCAGCACUGCCACCAGCACCAUGCUGCCGCCCCCCAACUCCGCUUUCAUCACACGCCGUCCCCUGGGCACCACACGCCGUCCCUAUACCAGCCGCCGGACCACCGCCGCCCCUUCUACCAUGGCCCCCAUUCCCACCACUACUAUCACCCCCCUCCACAGGACCAGCCCUGUGCCCCACUACACCAAGGCCCAGCAGCCCUGUGACUCCCACCCCUGCCGACACGGCGGCACCUGCGAGGACGACGGCGCCGAUUUCACCUGCAUCUGCCCCGCCGGGAGAGGGGGCGCUGUCUGCGAGAAAUUGAUCACAUACUUCAUCCCGUCAUUCGGGGGUAAGUCCUAUCUGGCCUUCGACACCAUGAGGGCCUAUCACACGGUCCGCAUCGCCAUGGAGUUCAGGGUGGCCGAGAUGACGGGCAUCCUGCUCUUCAACGGCCAGGAUGGCAAGAAGGACUUCCUGUCUCUCACCCUGGUCAAUGGCAAGGUGGAGCUCAAGUUCAACACCGGCUCGGGCACAGGCACACUGGUCAGUAAAGUCCAGGUGAAGCUGGGUCGCUGGUACCAGCUGGUGGUGACGAGGAACCGGCGCAACGCCGUGCUGAGCGUGGAUGACGAGCUCCACAUCGAGGGCGCCAGCCCCCCCGGAACCGACGGCCUCAACCUGGACACACACCUCUUCAUCGGAGGGGUGCCCGAAGACAUGAUGACAGAUGUGAAGGAGCGGACCUCCACCGGUACAGGUCUUGUUGGCUGUGUUCGCACGCUGGACGUCAACAACCUGGUGUACAACCUGCAGGAGAAGGGUGGCAACGUGCUCUACGGCACCGGCGUAGGCGAGUGCGGCAACAACCCGUGCCAGCCGAACCCCUGUAAGAACAGCGCCUCCUGCCAGGUCAAGGAGGCUGAGAUGUUCCACUGCAAGUGCAUCAACAGCUACUCCGGUCCGACGUGCGCCGACACCCACAAUCCAUGCGAGCCUAACAGAUGCCACCCAUCGUCCCAGUGUCAGGUGCAACCAGAGGGAGGGUAUAAGUGUGAGUGUCCCAUGGGCCGCGAGGGACUCCAUUGCGAGCAAGUGUCGGACAAGAAAGGGGCCUACAUGCCGUUCUUUAGUGGUGACUCUUACCUGGAGCUGAAGGGAUUGCACACCUACGGUCACAAUCUCCACCAAAAGGUCAGCAUGACGGUGGUGCUCAUGGCCAACGAAUCCAACGGCAUGAUAUUCUACAAUGGCCAGAAGACCGACGGCAAAGGGGACUUCAUCUCCCUCUCCCUCAACGACGGCAUCCUGGAGUUCCGCUACGACCUGGGCAAGGGCCCCGCCGUCAUCAGGAGUAAAGAUAAGAUCAAGAUGGGUAUGUGGAACACAGUGAAUCUGGAGAGGGCCAGUCGCAAGGGAGAGAUCAACAUAAACGGAAAGGACCCAGUCAGGGGAGAGUCACCGAACCAACACACCGCUCUCAACCUGAAGGAGUCUCUGUUCGUGGGUGGUGCUCCUGAUUUCAGCCGGCAAGCGAGAGCCGCCUCGCUCAAAGAUGGCUUCAAGGGGGCCAUUCAGAAGAUCACCCUGAUGGGCACUCCCAUCCUGCGGCAGGAGAACGCAUUGCACUCCAGUGACGUGGCAAUGUUCAAGGGCCACCCGUGCAGCUGGAAUCCCUGCCACAACGGGGGUCUCUGCAACCCCAUGCUUGAGAGCUACGAGUGUGUGUGCCCCCACGGCUUCACGGGCACAGCCUGUCAGAACAGCAUCUUGGAGAAGUCCGCCGGGGAGUCGGAGUCCAUUGCUUUUGACGGCCGGACUUUUAUCGAGUACCACAACGCCGUCACCAAGAGUGAGAAGGCCCUGCAGGUGAACAAAUUUGAGCUGACCAUCAAGACGGAGGCCACACAGGGCCUGGUGCUGUGGAGCGGCAAGGGCGUGGAGCGCUCUGACUAUAUCGCCCUGGCCAUUGUGGAUGGCCGCGUGCAGAUGACCUAUGACCUGGGCUCCAAGCCUGUGGUGCUUCGCUCGACGGUGCGCGUCAACACUAACAGUUGGAUCUGCGUCAAGGCCAGCAGAGCACGUAGGAACGGAUCUCUCCAGGUGGGCAACGAGGCAGCAGUCACGGGAUCGUCGCCCCUGACAGCCACUCAGCUGGACACAGACGGAGCUCUCUGGUUGGGUGGCUUGGAGGAGUUGAUGGUGGCCCACAGACUGCCUAAGGCCUACAGCACGGGCUUUGUUGGCUGUGUAAAGAAUGUGGUGGUGGACGGCAUGGGGCUUCACCUGGUGGAGGACGCACUCAAUAGCCCCAAAAUAUUACACUGUUCCUCCGCUGAGGACAGAAAAUAGCCUGGUUAAACCACCCCCUUCAUAAACUACAUGUCUAAUGCUGUAAUUAAGUUCUAUUUUUGUAUAAUUAUCAUCGCUUUUUAUAUUGGAAAAAAAUAAUACAUCAUUUAAAUUUGUUUUAUUUUGUUUCGUUAUACUGUAUUUGUUUUGUUUGUUUAUCUACGCCUCCCGUUCAUUCAUUAUCCCCCUCCUGAAAGGCCGGUGUAAAUACCUUGCGUAUAUUUGUGUGGCGUCGCAAGACAAGCGAAAGUUGUAUUAAUUGUAUUUGUUAUUUUCAAACAAACGCGAACAAAACCUUCAUAUCGCUCAUUGCUUGAACACUGGUGAACCACAUUGGUCCUCUCUAUUAUUGCCUCGUCUUGGUGUCAUAUCAGUCACUACCACCCAACACAGCCUAUAGACAUAACCCUAACUCUACAUACAAACAUUCCCGUGUGAGGCAAAUGCAGUAGACAUACUGCAGAUACCUGUGCCAUGUUCGUUCGAGCACACUGUUACAAAAUGUUUUACAACAUUUUGCAACGAAAACAAGCCUGUCUUAUUGGUGCCUCAUGAACACAACUCUGGUUUCAUAGAACCCUCUGCUUGCCCCUGAUAGGACACAAGUGUAUUCCAUAUUAGUUAAGACUGAGUUUCGGAAACCGCCUGAUCAAACUCUUCAAACUCCUCAUACAGCGCAAAUACUCUCAGUUGGCUCUGAACCAAUGACUAAGUCUCAUUUUUGAACAAAGACGAAGUGCCCUGCAUUCCUGAAAAACUUACAUAUCAUAAUUUCAAAACAUACAUCAAUCAAGAAAUGUAAUAAUAAUUUACAUAAAUAAAUGUAAUAAAUAUAGAGUAUAUAAAUACCUGAGACUGUGAAUAUGUAAGAUUGGUUCUCUUCUCAUGUAUUGUGCUUCUCAUGUAUUGUGCAUAUUCUAUUUUGCAAUCAGUAAAGCUAACAAUGACCACUAGUUGCAUGCAGUUUCUGCGGUGUUGAUUUUGUUUUGUUUUAGUUUCGCCUGAUCUUUUCAUUUUCUGAGGCGAACGUGUCAGAGGUCAAGUGGAUUAUUUUACUCUCACCUGAUUUCACUGAGCUUGUAGAACUAUUUCAUUUGGCUGGGUCCUUUUUUUUUUAUGGUGUAACAGAACAAGUUGUUGUUUUUACCACAUCUGGCCUGAUGGAGGAGCUGUAAGAUAAGGCUAAAUAGAGGAAGAGGAGAGACGUCAUACCAGGUGGGUAAUGGGACCCUUCAAUGCUCAGUCAUGGAAUGUUCAAUCAUCAAUGAAAUUCUUCAAUCUUUCAAACUUCAGAGUAAAAAAAUGUUUCUCAAAUUGAAAUGAAAACUGGUUUAUACUCUUGCAUUCAAAUAAAGGGGUCCAUCUCUUGCUGUUGGAAAGGGGAUAAUGUGAUAAGUUGGGAUAUUGGGCAGCAAAAUUUAAAGAAAAAUCGCAAACAUGCAAUUGCAAAUAAACAUACUAAUACAUGGGUUUGUAUUAAGAUGAAUUCUGUAACAUCCAAAAACUGACAUAAACCCACUCUGUUUUGAUACAUAAGAUACUUGGCAAUAUUGUUCACUUCAUAUUUCCCCCUUCUGAAACAAAGGCGGCCAUUUUGUAAAUGUAGCAUUGUGUAAAACUGUGGAGGUUGUUUUUAGUACUAUACACUGGAACCAAGAAGUCUGACUUGUCUGUUCACUACACACAAUAAUUAUGUUCUUAUGUCAAUGGGGAAGGGAAGGGAAGGGGAAGAGCAUUGAAGCAUAUGGCUUUUGAGUCAAAUCAAGGACUAGUUUCCAAAGCUAAGACCAGUAACCGGGUGUGCGUAUGUAUGGUCUACACCACUGCAUUUCUAUGUUGUAUUACUGUUGAAUUGGACCUAUUCCAGUAGUUGUGGAAUGUGUCCUGUGUUAUUGACACUCAGAAGUGACACUGGCUCAAGUAUAAGACGGGCACAAUCUAAUGUCGGGGUAGUUGAAACUGUCUAUGAAUUGCCUUAAAACAGUUCCAACGGCUCACCGGUUGACAAAGUCGUUGUCCAUACUGUUCUGUGCUCUUAUUUUAACCAGCAUCCUAGCCUCAUCAACCCCAUCGUGUAAAGUAAUAUGUAAUAAUUCAAUUCAUAAUAAUGCUCAUACAAGUCAUCGGAGAGCCUCAGAAAUGUCUGCCUCUGGCUUUUACAGAAAAUGUACUAUUUACUGUUUGAAUCUAUUUUCUGUUCCUUUAUGUCUUCAUGUGGAUUCCCCUAUCGACUGGCCUCUAAACUACUGUUUGAUUGAGACGCUCCUGAAGGGCAGUGCACCGAGUAAGAGUGGCAUGACCUGACCAUUACUAACUUUAUUACCUUUUGUCUUUUGUUCCUACCACCAUGAAAUAAAAUGUCAAACAGA
This is a messenger RNA of Oncorhynchus keta (chum salmon), 10167 nucleotides long. Its product is annotated as agrin-like. The transcript has 35 exons. Gene Ontology annotation, molecular function: laminin binding; serine-type endopeptidase inhibitor activity; calcium ion binding. Gene Ontology annotation, biological process: receptor clustering; negative regulation of serine-type peptidase activity; G protein-coupled acetylcholine receptor signaling pathway. The coding region runs from base 1910 to 7798 and encodes 1962 amino acids. Lineage: Eukaryota; Metazoa; Chordata; Actinopteri; Salmoniformes; Salmonidae. The record is from RefSeq and is a predicted model, not a curated record.